Molecule: messenger RNA, 1545 nt
Organism: Racocetra persica
Lineage: Eukaryota; Fungi; Glomeromycota; Glomeromycetes; Diversisporales; Gigasporaceae
Source: the annotation of a GenBank genome assembly
AUGGAAAACGAAUCUGUUGAAUCCUCACCGGAGGAUCAAUAUAUUGCAAAUAUUAAGAGUGUCGCUUCUUUAAUAGCUUCUCAAACUACCAAUUGUAAAUUCACUGCCCAAAAUGCUAAAACAUAUAAGAGUGAUUGUAUAUCUUUUGCGGGACGGUUACAAACCAUUGGUGAAAAAGUUAAAGAAUUUCUAAAUAUAAUAGAAAAAGAGGAUCCAUCGAUUAUUGGAUUGAAGUGGGAUUUAAAGGGAAUUGCUAAUGGAUUUGAAAGUGUUAAAGCCAUUAUAAUGGAUGUUCGUAUGUUCAUACAACAGCAACAACUUCCUGUGCGUCCCAAUGCUGUGCCUAAUCUCGCUGAAGAUUUUAGAAUAAAACGUUUAAUUACUGAUCUUAAUCGACGUCUUGAUAAUGCUAUCGGUUCAAUAUCUGUUGCUUUUUCGCCCAUGAAAAUUCAGAAAGAAUUAUCUAUCGAAGAACAGGAAGAAUUUUUGAAAAAAUUAAAAGAUGAUGUUGAAAGAGAGUUGAAGAUAUUAGAAGAGAAACGAAAAGAAGAUGGAAACAAAGAUCAGGCCACUCGUUGGCUAGAAAUUGCCAUUGAACAACAACACCUAAGGUUUAUUGAUUAUAACCAGAUCUUCAUUGACAAGUUUUUGAUGAAAGGAGGGUUUGGCAUUGUACAUCUUGCUUAUUGGGAUGAUACUCCUGUUGUAUUAAAACAAUUAUUUGACCAAAAGGAUUUCGUUGAUGAAAUCAGGCUACAUAAGCGCGUUCACGAUGGUGAUUAUAUAGUAAAAUUUCAUGGUAUAACGAGGGAUACUGAUGGUAAUUUGGGAAUGAUUAUGAAAUAUGCAGCAAAUGGUAACCUUCGAGAUUAUCUUAAACAUCAUAGUACAUCUUUAUCAUGGUAUCAGCGAGUUCUAUUGGCUAAACAAAUUGCAAUUGGAUUAUCUUUUAUUCAUCGUGAAAAAAUAUAUCAUAGAGACUUUCAUAGUGGUAACAUUCUUGUCGAUGAAAAUGGUGGUCCCAUGAUCACUGACUUUGGUCUAUCACGUGUCUCUGAUCGUGAUAAACGCGCAUCUAUAUCCGAAAAAACUUUUGGUUUAGUAGCAUACACUGCUCCCGAGAGACUCAAAAAUUCGAAAUAUCCAUUUGAUGAUAAAUGUGAUAUAUAUUCGUUAGGUGUAAUAUUUUGGGAAAUUUCCACAUGUCGUAUGCCAUUUCAUGGUCAAAAUGACUCAAAUUUGGCGUUUAAAAUUAUGCUUAACGAACGGGAAACAUUUCCUCCUGAUACACCAAAAAAGUAUGUUGAUUUGGUUAAGAGUUGUUGGCAUGAGGAUCCUUCAAAAAGACCAACAAUGACAAUAAUAAAACAGUCUCUUAAUGAGAUUUUAGUAAAUUUGUCUAAAGAAAUUACUCCCAAAGAAAAUACAAAGUUGGUGAUAAAUGAAGUUGAAAUUGAUGUACCAUCAUCUGACACCUCAAAUAUAAAUUCUGAUUAUCAUACAGCUCCUACUUCUACUUAUGAUAGUCAAUUCCAAACGCCUUAG